GAUUGGUAGACAUGACCGCCGCUCAGCGCACUGACCAAUGAGCGAGCAGAACGCGGAGCAGGGGGCGGGCGUUCUCCUCUUUCCGGUCCGUGCGGUGCCGUCGGCGCGGCCUGAGCGGGGGAGGCGGCGCCGGCACCGGAAUCGGGAUCCGGGUCGGGAUCGGGGCCGGCUGCGGCUCCGUGACCGGGACCAUGUUCCGCCGCAAGCUCUCGGCGCUCGACUAUCACAACCCCGCCGGCUUCAACUGCAGGGAUGAAACAGAGUUCAGGAAUUUCAUUGUCUGGCUGGAGGACCAGAAAAUCCGACACUACAAGAUCGAGGACCGAGGGAAUCUGAGGAACAUCCACAGUGAGGACUGGCCCAAAUCCUUUGAGAAGUACAUGAAAGAUGUGAACUGUCCCUUCAAAAUACAGGAACGACAGGAAACUGUGGAUUGGCUGCUUGGCUUGGCUGUGAGGCUGGAGUAUGGAGAUAAUGCUGAUAAAUACAAGGAUUCCACCCCUGAUGGUGCUAAAAAUGCAGACAACACAGCCAAAAAUGCAGAGCCCCUGAUUAACCUGGAUGCAACUAAUGCAUUCUUUUUCGUGAAUAAUUUUUCUUUCUUGCUAAUCUCUCAGAUCCAGAGACAUGAUGAUUACCUGGUGAUGCUCAAGGCAAUUCGGAUUCUGGUUCAGGAGCGCCUGACACAGGAUGCCAUAGCCAAAGCCAGCCAGUCCAAGGAGGGUCUGCCUGUUGCUCUGGAAAAGCACAUUCUUGGAUUUGACACGGGAGAUGCCGUCAUCAACGAGGCCGCGCAGAUCCUGCGCCUGCUGCACAUCGAGGAGCUCCGCGAGCUGCAGACCAAGAUCAACGAAGCCAUCGUGGCCGUGCAGGCCAUCAUUGCUGACCCCAAGACUGACCACAGACUGGGCAAAGUGGGCAGAUGAAGGGAGAAAAGCUUCCACAAAAAGCCCCACCGUGUGUUAGUGCAAUUAGGGACAGCUCCGCUCUGGCACAUGCAGCUUGGAACGGGAUUAAUUUGCCUGUUUGGGAAAGAAAACAGGAAAUUGAAUUCUGAUGAAUUACCAGAUUUUUUUUUUCUUGAAAUAAAUGAAAUCGAGGGAAACAGA
This is a messenger RNA of Zonotrichia leucophrys gambelii, 1109 nucleotides long. It is a transcript of the gene RTRAF, whose product is annotated as RNA transcription, translation and transport factor. The transcript is spliced from 8 exons. Gene Ontology annotation, molecular function: RNA binding. The record is from RefSeq and is a predicted model, not a curated record. Gene Ontology annotation, cellular component: tRNA-splicing ligase complex. Lineage: Eukaryota; Metazoa; Chordata; Aves; Passeriformes; Passerellidae. The coding region runs from base 192 to 926 and encodes 244 amino acids. Gene Ontology annotation, biological process: tRNA splicing, via endonucleolytic cleavage and ligation.